Lotus japonicus is the source of this 865-nucleotide messenger RNA. Its product is annotated as pterin-4-alpha-carbinolamine dehydratase 2, mitochondrial. Gene Ontology annotation, molecular function: 4-alpha-hydroxytetrahydrobiopterin dehydratase activity. The record is from RefSeq and is a predicted model, not a curated record. The transcript has 4 exons. The coding region runs from base 43 to 597 and encodes 184 amino acids. Gene Ontology annotation, cellular component: mitochondrion. Gene Ontology annotation, biological process: tetrahydrobiopterin biosynthetic process. Lineage: Eukaryota; Viridiplantae; Streptophyta; Magnoliopsida; Fabales; Fabaceae.
UAUUAUAUUGAUGAUUUUUGCCCCUAAUUAAAACGAAAAAAGAUGCGCUGCGUCCGUCUCACCAUCCCUCUGCUUCAUCUCUCUGCAGUUUCCAACGCUGCUAAUAAGCUUCCAUUGUUAUCCUUUUUCCAACCUUAUUCAUACAACACACGGAAACGAAUGGAUUCUCAGAUGCAUAAAAAUCAACCAGGAGGAGCUUCAUCAACAUUUUGCACUAUGAGCAACAAAGAUCUGUCAACAAAGAAAUGUGUACCUUGCAAUACAAAGGACUUGCAACCAAUGACUGAGGAUGCAGCACAUGCUCUAAUUCCACAGGUUUCCGAGUGGAAUUUGGUAAAAGAAGGCACUACACUGAAACUGAGGAGGUCAUGGAAAGUAAAAACUUUUACUAAAGGAUUGGAAUUUUUCAAGAUAAUAGCUGAGAUUGCUGAAGCAGAAGGUCAUCAUCCUGAUCUUCACCUUGUUGGCUGGAAUAAUGUUACUAUUGAGAUUUGGACUCAUUCUGCUGGUGGGCUGACAGAGAAUGACUUCAUACUUGCUGCUAAGAUCAAUGAGCUGAAUUUGCAUGACUUACUAAGACGGAAAGCUUCUGACUGAAUUAUCGGGGUGAAGAGGACAUCUUAGACAUCCUAGUGUUAAUUAAGACUUUUUUUUCUUAAACAAGUUUUGGCAAGACUUUAUCAUCUCUAGAUUUGGUGAUAUUAUUGUUUUUCAUGCUAGUAGAACCUCAUCACAUGCAUCCGUGUUAAGCAGAGUUUAAGUUUGUAUAAUAAUCCACUGGAGUGAAAAGCCCACUGGAUUAGAGAAUGACUCUAUAUGUAUUGUUUGGGAUUUCGGGAUAUACGAAAGAAAUGCAUUCUUUGAA